Eufriesea mexicana is the source of this 811-nucleotide messenger RNA. RefSeq names its product eukaryotic translation initiation factor 4E type 2. Gene Ontology annotation, molecular function: RNA 7-methylguanosine cap binding; translation initiation factor activity. Bases 54 to 701 code for a protein of 215 amino acids. The transcript has 6 exons. The record is from RefSeq and is a predicted model, not a curated record. NCBI's taxonomy places the organism in Eukaryota, Metazoa, Arthropoda, Insecta, Hymenoptera, Apidae. Gene Ontology annotation, biological process: translational initiation. Gene Ontology annotation, cellular component: eukaryotic translation initiation factor 4F complex.
GAAAUAUAUUACUCUUAACAUUUAAUCAAUAGAUUUAUAUUACAGCGUAAAACAUGUCCAAUAAAUUUGAGACGUUAAAGAAUAAACAAGAUAGUGGAGAUGAUGAAGUACAAUCAAAAGAUAAUAAAAAACCUGAAAAAGAUUCAUUACCUCCUAUAGAAAUUAGUCCAAAUGAGCAUAAAUUACAGUAUGCAUAUGCAUUAUGGUAUAGUCGACGCAGUUCUGGUAAACAACCAAAUAUACAAAGUUACGACCAAAAUUUAAAAUUAGUUGGUAGGUUUGCAAGUGUGGAGCAGUUUUGGAGUCUUUACAGUCACUUAGUCCGGCCAUCAGAAUUAACAACAUCUACACAUUUUCAUCUUUUCAAAGUUGGCAUAAAACCAAUGUGGGAAGAUGAAGCAAAUCAGAAAGGCGGUAAAUGGAUAGUAAGAUUAAGAAAAGGAUUAGUUUCUAGGUGUUGGGAAAAUCUUAUAUUAGCUAUGUUAGGUGAACAAUUUAUGGUUGGAGAAGAGAUUUGUGGAGCUGUUGUAUCUAUAAGGUUUCAAGAGGAUGUAAUAUGUGUAUGGAAUAAGACUGCAUCUGAUUAUGCAACAACUGCACGUAUUAGAGAUACAUUAAGGAGGGUUUUACAUCUUCCAGCAAGUGCCUCAAUGGAAUACAAAACUCAUAAUGAAAGUUUGAAAAGUGUUCAUCGGCUCUAAAAGUUUGUGAUGCUAAAUUUGAAUUCUUUAUGGACUUUCAGCAAAUUGAUACUUGUGAGAAAAUAAUACUUAGGACAAAAAUAUUUUACAACUACAAAAGUUAAAUGGCC